This is a messenger RNA of Lottia gigantea (owl limpet), 2162 nucleotides long. RefSeq lists its product as hypothetical. The coding region runs from base 80 to 1420 and encodes 446 amino acids. Gene Ontology annotation, molecular function: GTP binding; structural constituent of cytoskeleton; GTPase activity. Gene Ontology annotation, biological process: microtubule cytoskeleton organization; mitotic cell cycle. Gene Ontology annotation, cellular component: microtubule; cytoplasm. The transcript is spliced from 3 exons. The record is from RefSeq and is a predicted model, not a curated record. NCBI's taxonomy places the organism in Eukaryota, Metazoa, Mollusca, Gastropoda, Lottiidae.
ACACGAUUUAUUACAAUUCAAUAGUAGAUCUACUAAUAUAUUCAGUAAUUACUAUUUUUACCUACCAAACUUUAUCAAAAUGAGAGAAAUUGUUCAUAUGCAAACUGGCCAGUGUGGUAACCAGAUCGGAGCUAAGUUCUGGGAAGUGAUCUCUGAUGAACAUGGUAUUGACCCAACUGGAACUUACCACGGUGAUUCUGAUCUUCAAUUAGAGAGAAUCAAUGUAUAUUAUAAUGAAGCUACUGGUGGUAAAUAUGUACCAAGAGCUGUUCUUGUCGACUUGGAACCUGGUACCAUGGAUUCUGUACGCUCUGGUCCAUUUGGUCAGAUCUUCCGUCCUGAUAACUUUGUCUUUGGACAAUCUGGCGCCGGUAAUAACUGGGCUAAAGGGCAUUAUACAGAAGGUGCUGAAUUGGUGGAUUCCGUUCUUGAUGUAGUCCGUAAAGAAGCUGAGAGCUGUGAUUGUCUGCAAGGAUUCCAGUUGACCCAUUCUCUUGGUGGUGGUACUGGUUCUGGUAUGGGAACUCUACUCAUCAGUAAAAUCCGUGAAGAAUAUCCAGAUAGAAUUAUGAAUACUUUCUCUGUUUGUCCUUCACCAAAGGUUUCUGAUACAGUAGUUGAACCUUAUAAUGCUACUUUAUCAGUACAUCAACUAGUAGAAAAUACAGAUGAAACUUAUUGUAUUGAUAACGAAGCUUUAUAUGAUAUCUGUUUCCGUACAUUGAAACUGACCACACCAACUUAUGGUGAUUUGAAUCAUCUGGUAUCAGCUACAAUGUCUGGUGUUACAACAUGUUUAAGAUUUCCUGGUCAACUUAAUGCUGAUCUUCGUAAAUUAGCUGUUAAUAUGGUACCAUUUCCACGUCUUCAUUUCUUUAUGCCAGGAUUCGCUCCAUUAACAUCACGAGGGUCUCAACAAUAUAGAGCUCUAACUGUACCAGAACUUACUCAACAAAUGUUUGAUGCUAAAAAUAUGAUGGCAGCCUGUGAUCCUCGUCAUGGUCGUUAUCUAACGGUAGCUGCUAUGUUCAGAGGUCGUAUGUCAAUGAAGGAGGUUGAUGAACAGAUGUUGAACGUUCAGAAUAAAAAUAGCAGUUAUUUUGUAGAAUGGAUCCCUAACAAUGUCAAAACAGCUGUUUGUGACAUUCCACCAAGAGGUUUGAAGAUGUCCGGAACAUUUAUUGGAAAUACAACAGCUAUCCAAGAACUAUUUAAAAGAAUCUCUGAACAGUUUACUGUUAUGUUCAGAAGGAAAGCUUUCCUCCAUUGGUACACUGGUGAGGGUAUGGAUGAGAUGGAGUUUACUGAAGCUGAAUCUAAUAUGAAUGAUCUGGUAUCUGAAUAUCAACAGUACCAGGAUGCUACCGCUGAAGAAGAAGGAGAAUUUGAUGAAGAAGAAGGUGAAGCAGAUGAUGCUUAAUAUGAAUGGUCCUUUAGGUGCUGUUCAAUCGUGCUUGCGAAUGGCCUGAAAUUUAAUUACUAUUAAAAAUGUAUAAUAUAUGACGUUUUUAUCAAGGCUUUUAUAAGAUAAAUAUUUAUUAUCUAGUUUGUUUGGCUUGUUUUGAAUCAAAGUAUAUGGUAUGUCAAAAAACUGUUUGCACCUUGGACGAUUUCGCUCUGCGUUUUCGAACCCUCACAUACAACCCUGUAUGUGGAUGUUUCACAGACCAGUAUCAUUCAAAUUAUGUAGUAUCAAUUGACUAGCUAAGCUUUGUUGUCAAAGGAACACUAGUGCUGAGUAGCUUGACUUUCGAAUCUCAACGAUUUCUAUAGUUCCUAAUCAAUGGCAAAGAUUCCAUCUCAUGUUGGCAUACAAGGGAACGAAAUUGAGGACGAUCUCACAAGGACUAGGACUAUCGGAAAUUGCAGAAAUAAGAUAUCUAAAAGGGUACCAAAUCGACACUUUCAUUGAUGCUGAUAUUGAGAGUGAUUUUGCACCAGCCCAGUCGACAGAUCCGUCGGUCACUCUGAGAAGGAUGGACUAGGUAUGAAAUAACUGAUUUAAAACUACGUUCCUGUUGUGAAGUACAUUGCGAGCAUCUAAGUGAAGCCGGGUAACAGCUGGUCAAUAAAAUGGCAUUAUUUUUAGAAUCAGGAAUGAUCACAAAUUAUGUAGCACAUCAUUUUUUUUCUCAGAGAGGUAACAUUAAAAAGAAAAUUUU